Messenger RNA from Phlegmacium glaucopus, 494 nucleotides. The record is from the annotation of a GenBank genome assembly. Lineage: Eukaryota; Fungi; Basidiomycota; Agaricomycetes; Agaricales; Cortinariaceae.
UUACCAGAUUUCACUUACUUUCUCAUUUAACUUUCUUUUCUUUGGGACACUGGGCCCCGCCUCCAUCCCGUUGUCUUCCUGUUCUUCUUCUACUUCUUCGUCAUCUAUGUCAAUGACCUCCGCUUCCCUCCUCCUCUGCUCCUCCGCCUUUCGAACCCGCUGCAUCUCCAGCAGUUUCUGCUGCUGCUCCUCCCUGCUUUUCCUUUCCGCUUCAACUCUCUUCCUCUCCGCUUCUACCCGUUGUCUCUCCGCCUCCGCCUCCGCCUUCAGUCUCUCCUCCUCCUCCUCUAGCCUCCAGGCUUCCGCAAUCUCCGCUUCUUCCCGCUUCUCUUCCUCCUCCCGCUCUUUCCGCCGACGUUCUCGUGCUUCUUUGAGCCUUGCUCGUUGCGCAGCAGGGGGGAGGGAGGAGCCGGCUUUGUUGUUGGAACUCAUAGUGUUUUUUUUGUAGAGGAUGGUGGUUUAGGAAGUUAUCCGAAGUGAAGAAUCUCCACCAG